AUGGUCAAAGCAGUCGCUGUAUUGAGAGGAGACGCCGGUGUUUCCGGUAUUGUUCACUUGGAACAGGCCUCCGAAAAGGAACCUACAACCAUCUCUUACGAGAUUGCCGGUUUCAAGUCCAACGCCGAGCAGGGGUUCCACAUCCACGAAUUUGGUGACAACACCAACGGCUGUACCUCCGCUGGUCCUCACUUCAACCCUUUCAAGAAAACUCACGGUUCUCCAAAAGACGAGGUCAGACACGUUGGUGACAUGGGUAACAUUCCAACCGAUUCCAACGGUGUUGCCAAGGGCACCUUGACGGACUCUUUGAUCAAGUUGUUCGGUCCUACCUCUGUUGUCGGCCGCACGGUUGUGGUUCACUCGGGCAAAGACGAUUUGGGAAAAGGUGACAACGAAGAGUCUCUAAAGACCGGUAACGCUGGUACGAGGCCUGCUUGUGGUGUCAUUGGUAUUUGUAACUAG
Messenger RNA from Lachancea nothofagi CBS 11611, 465 nucleotides. Lineage: Eukaryota; Fungi; Ascomycota; Saccharomycetes; Saccharomycetales; Saccharomycetaceae. The record is from the annotation of a GenBank genome assembly.